Messenger RNA from Anopheles marshallii, 1443 nucleotides. RefSeq lists its product as uncharacterized. The coding region runs from base 1 to 1443 and encodes 480 amino acids. The transcript has 4 exons. Lineage: Eukaryota; Metazoa; Arthropoda; Insecta; Diptera; Culicidae. The record is from RefSeq and is a predicted model, not a curated record.
AUGCUAAAACACAUCCAUACCGGGCCCGUGACGACGGGCCAAAAUCGUUCGAUACGCGGUACGGCCGGUGGUGGUGGCGGUCUCGGCCGUCCCAUACCACCGCUGAACGUGUCCACCGUGUCGGCCAGCUCGGCCGCCACGGUCAACUCGACCAACACCGGACCGGUCGGUGCGGUCGGCACCAAGCACAUGAACGGUGGACCACCGGGACGGACACUGCUCUCAUCCUCCUUCAUUGCACCGUCAACCGGCAAUGGGACCGGCAACAACAACAACCUGCUACACAACGCAUCCGCCCUCAGCGGACUGUCCGUCGCACUGGGGAACGGAGCGAUCGGUGGAGUUGGCGGAGGCGGAGGAGGUGGCGGCGGUCCGAUCGGUUUGGCCGGGUUCAAUCACAACAACUCGACGACGAAUAACAACAUCCUCAGCAGCACGAUCAACAUGAACAAGGACCGGUUAGGUGCCCGGGAAGCGCUGACCAGCCUUGGGCUGCUCUGUUUGGUGUCCCUACUGUUGGCACUGCUUUCGUUGAUAUUUUUGCUGAAAAUUUCACCGGGCGGUCGGGAUCCGCCGCCACCGACCAUCGGACCGGCCGUGCUGGAGGAUUACGCCAUCGUGUACGACGUGACGCUGGCCCUGUGCGCACUGUCGCUGUCGCUGAACCUGUGCUGCCUGCUGGUGUGUGCCAUUCAGUUCCUGUUCGCCGUCAAGCUGGUCCGCGCACCUGCCACGACCGGAAGGGGCAACAAGUACUUACAGAAGUCCAGCGUUAGUCGCGUGUGUGCUGUUGGUGGAUUUUUUAUUUCGAUACCAAUAUUUUUAACCGGCAUCAUCCUGUAUACAUUCACCCAGUUCCACUCGACGCCGGCCAUCGUGACGAGCAUACUGAUCGGUGUCGGGAUCGUGUUUUGCGGCGGCGCUAUGGUGCAUAACGUGUUCGUGUGGCAGCGGGAGAAGACGAUCAGUGUCCGGCAGACACCGCUCAAUCUGAACCUUACGCUUUCGCCCCAGAUAAGCACGAUAUCGGCAUCGGCGGCCGCGGCUGCGGCACACCAGUACCAGAACGGGCAUGCAUCGGGCGCUCACCAUCACAUCAGUCUGAACCACGUGUACAGCAACCACAACCACACGCCCCUUACACACAACUCGCAGGCGAGCCACACGACACCGAUUACGCAGCUAACGCCGGUAACGCCCCUGUCCGGGAACCAUUCGCACAUCAGCUUCAACCAUUCCUACGUUCCGCCACCGUACGCGGGGGUGCGUGCUGCCACCGCCACGCCACCAACGCCGAAGGUUAUCGGUUCGCUGUUGAACCGGGACGCGUCCGGUUCGGUCAGUCCCGGCAUGCCCGGUAGUGGGCCGAACAACAACAACAAUCUGGAUAUGAGCAAUGUGACGAGUGCCAACUCGCCGCACGAAUUGUCCACAUUGGUUUGA